CUGCGUGGGCGGGGCCUGGCCUAGUCGUCCGGUCGAAGCUCUGGUGUCCAGGGGGCUGCUUGAAGUGCGUAUCCAGGACGGAGCGGGCGGGCUGACUGACUGACCGACCGGGGGGAAGGAUUGUCCGAGCUGGCGGCGGGCGUUGCCUGCGGUCUUGGUAAUCUGGCAAGAUGUUUAAUAAGUCGCAGUUUGGCACUCCCACCUUCGGCAACACCAGUGGAUUCACAACUUCAGCUUUCGGGCAGAAUACUGCAACUCCAGGGUUUGGUGGAUUUGGUGCGGCCACAGCUGGAUUUGGUACAGCCACCAAUACUGGUGGUGGACUCUUUGGUAGCACUCAAAACAAGCCAGGAGGUCUGUUCGGCUCCAGUAGUUUUGGACAACCAGCAACUUCAUCCACCAACGCUGGCUUUGGUUUUGGCACGUCGACAUCCAACAGCCUGUUUGGGGGCACCAGCACCGGGGGCCUGUUCUCCAAUCAGCAGAGCAAUGCCUUCACUCAGAGCAAACCUGCUGGCGGCUUUGGAAGUUUUGGAGCCAGCACGACGGGAGGUGGCCUGUUUGGGACCACCAGCACUGCCUCUAAUCCUUUCGGUGGGACCUCUGGAACCUUGUUUGGGGGAACCACCUUUAGCACUGCUGCUCCGACUGGAACCACGGUUAAAUUCAAUCCUCCAACAGGCACAGAUACAAUGGUGAAGUCUGGAGUCAGCACCAACAUUAGCACCAAACACCAGUGUAUCACAGCCAUGAAGGAAUACGAAACCAAGUCACUGGAGGAGCUGCGUUUGGAGGAUUACACAGCUGGCCGCAAAGGGCCUCAGGCACCCCUAGGGGGUGGUGGUGGUCUGUUUGGCACCUCGACGGCUACAUCCAGUGCCGGCACUGGGCUGUUUGGAGCCACUCCAGCCAACCCAACCGGAGGCUUCAACUUUGGACAGAAUAAAACUGGCUUCGGAGCAAACACUGGUCUCCUUUCCCAAGUGGGUGUGCUGGGGACAGUCUGUGGGUCCAGUCUUCAAAAAACAGGUACUGGUGCUUUUGGCACAGCCACUGGGGGCCUGUUUGGUCAGCCGCAGCAGCAGCCUAGCACAGGCCUGUUUGGGAGCAAACCCUUUGGACUGGCCACCACCACACAGAGCACCGGCUUCGGUUUCGGCACAACCAACACCCUGGGUCAGCCCAACACCAGCAGCAUGAGUUUAUUCGGAACUGCCCCGGUCUCUCAGUCAGGAGGGAUUUUUGGAACCAACACCAACACCAGCACCGGGAAUGCAUUUGGCGCAGGGGGUGGUCUCUUUGGCAAUACCAAUGCUGCUUUCACCAACGUCAACAAUACCCUGUUUGCUAACAAACCUGCUGGAUUUGGAACUGCUACAACGAGUGCUUCUGCCUUCGGCACAGCUGGUGCUGGCCUGUUCGGUAACAAACCGAACCUGACUAUUGGAGCCAACGCCAAUACUUCCAACUUUGGGUUUGGCGCAACUGCAGCAACCGGUGGUCUGUUUGGGAAUAAACCUGCAACUGGAGCCCUUGGAACAACGCUAGGAGGUGGAUUUGGAUCAGCUCUGGGUGCUGGGCAGACCUCCCUGUUUGGAAGCACUCAGCCCAAGUUGGGCACCACUCUUGGAGCCGGAACGUUUGGAACAGGAGCCUUCAAUGCACCCAAUGCCGGAGUGGGAUUUGGAACACCUCAGGCCCCUGUCUGCCUGACUGACCCGAAUGCCUCCGCCACACAGCAGGCUGUUUUACAGCAGCAGCUCAAUGCUCUGGCCUACACCCCUUUCGGAGAUUCUCCACUCUUCAGAAAUCCCAUGGUUGAUCCAAAGAAGAAAGAGGAGCGAUUGAAGCCCACAAACCCAGCAGCCCAGAAGGCACUGACUACCCCCACCCACUACAAGCUGACUCCCCGCCCUGCCACCAGAGUACGGCCAAAAGCCCUGCAGGCCUCUGGCUCCUCCAAGUCCCAGCUCUUUGAUGGACUGGAUGAUGAUGAACCUACAUCUCUAUCGAAUGGCACCUUCCUGCCCAGGAAGAGCAUCAAGAAGCUGGUACUGAAGAGCAUGAAUAACUCUACUCUGUGCUCGCCUGUACUCUGCAAGGAACCAAACGAUUUGGCCUCACCAUCAGACUAUCCAGAGAAUGGAGAGAAUGAACAAGAAUGUCGGUUGGAGAGAGAGGAUAAUGACCAGCAGGAGGUGAAUAAAUGCUACACCAACACCAUAGUCAAACCGAUCCCACAGACACCCGAGGGAGUAAACAGCAACAGACACCAGAACUCCGCUAUGGACGAUACCAUCACUGAGAUGAACUUGAGGAACAAGCUGCGAAAUGGUAUAUUGGAAGGCAGCAGUGAAGAUCCAUGCUACAUCGAUGGGUCCCUGAGUGUGGAGAGGGAUUCUGAGAUAGAUGACAGUUUACCACCUCAUCCCGCAGGCAUAGUGCUGACUCGAGUCGGUUACUAUACCAUCCCCUCCAUGGAUGAACUGGCCCAACAACUGAACGAGAAUGGAGAAUGUAUCGUGGAGAACUUCACCAUUGGCCGCAAAGGUUACGGGUCUAUAUAUUUCCCUGGCGUUGUGAACUUAACCAACAUGAACUUGGAUGAGAUUGUGCAUGUCCGCAGGAAAGAGGUGAUCGUUUAUCUCGACGAUGAGAAAAAGCCCCUGGUGGGUGAGGGCCUGAACAGACGAGCUGAGGUAACGUUGGAUGGAGUCUGGCCAACUGACAAGACCACUCGCUGCCUGAUCAAGUCCCCUGAGCGCCUGAUGGAGAUGGGUUUUGAGGAGAGACUGGAGAGCUCAUCGCGGAAGCAGGGCGCUCGCUUCCUGGAGUACAGGUCGGAGACUGGCUCCUGGGUCUUCGAGGUAACACAUUUCUCCAAGUAUGGGCUUCAGGAUUCGGAUGAGGAGGAUAGUGAACUGCCUUCAAAAGCUGAGACCAAGAAGAUGAAAACAGCAGCUCUUCCUGAUCAGCAGGCAGCACAAGUCUGCAAGCCUGUCAAGAACCUGCAGCUGGAGAGCCCCCUGAUGCAGCAGCUGGGGCGUGUGACCGAGUUUGACAGCGAUAUGGCUGACAUCACCCAGGAGCCCAUGCCGGACAGUUUACUGGAUGAGGACAUCAGUGAGGACCAGGAGCUUGUGUCAGCUUCCAGCAACAUUGCAUCCAGCUUGGGCAUCAACCCCCACUCUCUUCAGGUAAUGAAGGCCUCGCUGUUGAGUGAAGAUGAGGAUGUAGAUAAAAUGCAAAAUCAGCACUUUGCACAUUUGACAGCUGAUGACCAUUGCCAGCGGAUGUUACCACGGCAGAUCUUGCUAAAGCAAGGGGAAAGGUCGAAAGGUCUGGGUGGAGGCAUGUUUUAUUGCUCCUUUCCAAAGAAGCUCCUGCCUUUCACUGUCCGCCCGGAGCAGACACAGCAGCACUCUCCGACCGCGGUGGAGAUUCUUCGCUCACCGCCCCUUCACCCCUGGCCAGUGGCAGGCCAGCUGCCCUCCACAUUCAGUGUGCCCAGCCAGCUGCCGGAGUUGCAGCUGAAGACAGUGGGAAUUAGACGCCACCAGAGGCUGGUGCCAAUGGAGCAGUCGGUUACCAACGGCAAAGGGAAGCUUCUGAUGGACAUGGCCCUGUUUGCAGGGCGCUCGUUCCGGGUGGGCUGGGCACCCAACUGCACCCUCUGUCACAGUGGCCAACUACUGAGCCAUGUAACCGAAUCCGAGACUGACCCAUGCAGUGUGGAGUAUAACUUCUUUCCAAAGCCAGCAAAGAUCAAACAUGUUUCAGAGCUGCCUUUCAAGGUGCAUGUGGAGAAGGUGAUGUUGAAGGAAGAGCGAGCGAGACAGGAUUUGUCGUUGUACACCGAGCAGCUGGAGAUUGCUCUGCGCUACAGCCAUGUGGGCACGGAGGGCAGCUGCCCGUUUGUUGAACCCGAGCAGGGGGUAGAUGCUCUGCACGAGUACGCAGCUUGGAUCCAGGAGACUGAAGACAAGAGUGAAUACACAGAAGGUAUAGUGAGAGGCUGGUCGUUAGCAUGGACACUGUGUGAGGCUCUCUGGGGUAACCUGACGGAGCUGGAAGCUGCCUUUUCUGAGCCGAGUCCAUACAUCCAGCAGCUGGAGCGCAGGAAAGCGUUCUCCCGUUGGCUCUCUCGGACUGCAGAGGAGAGGAUCGAGGAGGAGGUGGCUGUGUCGCGUCACAUGAGUCACGUGGAUGGUGUCUUCAGCUAUCUAACUGGGAAGAGAAUCAGUGAGGCGUGCAAACUUGCACAGCAGUCAGGGGAUCACAGGCUAGCCCUGCUGCUGGCUCAGGCUGCUGGUAGCCAGCAGGUCAGAGAGCUGCUCAACCUGCAACUUGCUGACUGGAACCAGAUGAAGGCGGAUCCCUUCAUCCAGGAGGAGAGGCUGAAGAUCUUUGCUCUUCUGGCUGGGAAAGCAGUGUGGAUAUCUUCAGAGGGUUACAUAAACGUCUGCUCGCAGUUGGAUUGGAAACGCUGUCUGGCUGUCCACCUUUGGUAUAUGCUGCCUCCCAGAUCCUCCAUUGCUGAGGCUCUGAAUGUGUACAGUGAAGCCUUUCAGGGCAGUGAGGCCGUCCAGAGGUAUGCACGGUAUCCCCUGCCUCCCUACCUGGAAGAUACAAACAUUGACCUGAUAGAAGCUCCUGAGAACGAAGAGGAGGAAGCCCCCCACCAGGACAUCUGUUACCAUUUACUGAAGUUGUACAGUGACAGACACUACGAGCUGCACCCACUGCUCAAUCCCAGGACUGUGACAGCUGACUACUUGGAUUACAGAUUGAGCUGGCACCUAUGGAUGGUGCUGCAGGCAAUGAACUACACUCACCUCUCGGAGAAACAUCAGACCAUGGUCCACACCAGCUUCGCUGCUCAGCUCGAGGCAGUCGGCCUCUGGGAAUGGGCUAUCUUUGUACUCCUGCACAUUCCCGAUGCUCAGCAGCGAGGGAAUGCAGUGCAGGAGCAGCUAAACCGCCAUUGCUCUUUGGAUGAGACAGAAGAGCAGAAGGUGAAAGAGUUGUUUCUGCAGGAGAAGCUGGGGAUCCCCCCGGAGUGGAUCCACAGUGCCAAAAGCCUGAGGGCUCACCGAGACGGUGACAUCCACAAGGAGGCGCUGCACCUGAUCGAAGCUGGCCAAUGGAACAAGUGUCACCAGCUGGUGGUCCGGUACCUCGCUUCAGAUGCCAUUAUUAAUGAAAACUACAGCUACCUGAAAUAUUUCCUGGAGAGGCUGGCCAUACCAGAGUGCAGCUUACAGAUCCAGGACUGGGAGACUGCCGGAGCUGUCUUCUACGACUACAUCUGCAUCAUGGAAACGGUGCGAGGAAUUGGCGAGGUGGAGAAUCCAACUUACGAGCUGGAGAAAAUUCACAACGAGGUGAUGUCCCUGUGCAGCCGGAUAGAACUGAUCGAAUGUGUCUCAGCCAAAGAUCGACUGGCUCAGUCUGACAUGGCUAAACAGAUAGCCAACAUGCUGCGCACUGUGCUUGGGCUCCAGCACAGUGCAGAGUCACCUGGGGACAGAGCCCCGAGUCUCCAACACAUUCCCCUCCGCCUGCUCGCUCCUUACAUCCGCAAGCUGCCUAUGCCUGAAGACUAUGCCCUGGAGGAAUUGCGCAGCCUGACUCAGAGCUACCUGCGGGAGCUGGUUGUCGGCCCUUAACUUCCGACCCUGUAGACAGGGUGAGGGAACCGUUCAAUGCGUUUGGCGCCAGUGCACCUGUCCCUUUGAGCUCAAGUUCCUCCGACAAAUGCUGCCAUGAGACUCGGAUUCUUCACUAGCCACUGUUAUACAGAGGAAUCGUUUCAAGACCUUGGCGAAAACCUGGAGAGGCUCUUUCCCAAACACGGAUUGUGUCCCAUAUAACAAAGUUACAGGGGGCCACGUGACUCGCAUGUUGGUGGGAUGUUUCUUUCUAUUUUAAUACUUUUCUGUUAAGUAAUUAAGUGGACAUGCAAUGUUGAUAAAAGAUCAGCAAUGACUCCCUUUCUCUCUCUCUCUCUCUCCUGCCCUACCCCACCCCAAAUAACAGAGAAACACUUGUCAAUAUUGGGCACUGAUUUUGCUUAAAGCCAUCUCGUUAAAUAUGCAGCCGUUUUGAGGGAUCGAACACAAUAAACCUUGUUCUUUGUAA
Molecule: messenger RNA, 6141 nt
Organism: Hemiscyllium ocellatum (epaulette shark)
Lineage: Eukaryota; Metazoa; Chordata; Chondrichthyes; Orectolobiformes; Hemiscylliidae
Gene: nup98
Product: nucleoporin 98 and 96 precursor
Exons: 34
Coding region: 171-5669 (1832 amino acids)
Biological process (GO): RNA export from nucleus; post-transcriptional tethering of RNA polymerase II gene DNA at nuclear periphery; protein import into nucleus
Cellular component (GO): nuclear pore cytoplasmic filaments; nuclear pore
Molecular function (GO): structural constituent of nuclear pore
Source: RefSeq, a predicted model, not a curated record